Symsagittifera roscoffensis is the source of this 1188-nucleotide messenger RNA. RefSeq names its product 3-oxoacyl-[acyl-carrier-protein] reductase FabG-like. The record is from RefSeq and is a predicted model, not a curated record. Bases 261 to 1052 code for a protein of 263 amino acids. The transcript is spliced from 3 exons. NCBI's taxonomy places the organism in Eukaryota, Metazoa, Xenacoelomorpha, Acoela, Convolutidae.
GAUUGAAACGCGUGUCUGCUGUUAUAAUCUGUACUUAAUCUUGAUAUUAUUGAAUCUUUCAAGUCUGAAUCUUCUCAUUCUUCAGUUUUCAACCUUUGGUCUGAAAGGUUAAGCACCAGCUGUAAAGGGUUUCACUGAUGAGCAUGAAAAUCGAUGAGACCUACGCAGAUUUUGUAUAAUCAUUGCUACUAAUUCACAAACUUAACAUUGAGUCAAUUGAGUGAAUUGAAGUACGAAGUUUGAGAAUCGCAACAAUCGAUAUGACAUCUUUCUCUAAUGAAGAAGUUGUGAUUAUAACUGGAGCCAGUUCUGGAAUAGGCGCUGGAUCAGCGGCCAAAUUCGCCCAACUAGGAGUUGCGAAACUGUGUCUAACCGGACGAAACCAAGAAGCCCUGAAUAAAACACGAAGCGACUGCAUCGCGGAAUCGAAAGGACGCCUGAAUGAUUCCGAUUUCGUCAUCGUAACUGGUGACAUUACAAACGAAAUUGUGUGUUCGGAAAUAGUGGAAAAAACAGUUGCACAGUUUGGAAAAAUCGACAUCUUAGUGAACAAUGCAGGAAUGGUCAAUGUCGGAACAUUCGAGCAUAGCCCAGUUGCGGAAUUGGACCAACUAAUAAACACAAAUGUUAGGUCAAUAGUUGUUCUUACUCAAUUGUGUAUUCCGUAUUUGAAGAAAACAAAAGGAUCGGUUGUGAAUUUGUCAUCUCUCUAUGGCUACAGGCCCAUUGCAGACGCAGGCUACCAGUGUAUGGCCAAAGCAGCUGUUAAUAUGUACACCCAGUGUCUGGCUAUGGAGCUGGCACCUCAUGGUGUAAGGGUAAAUGCUGUCAACCCUGGAUUGAUAAGAACAAAUAUUUUGACCAGAGAAUGCAUGUCAGCUGAGGAGUUUGCGACAAUGUUAGAACAGGCGAAGAGUUCUCACCCACUGGGUCGAACUGGAGAAGUGGAAGAUGUAGCAAAUGCGAUUGUGUUUCUGGCCAGCAAGGCUGCCAGUUUUAUGAUUGGAAAUCUGACUCCGGUUGAUGGAGGCAGAAAUUGCGUAACUAAUUAACUCUGUCGUAAUGUGAUCCGAAUUCAGUGACGAGAAAACAGUUGUUGAAAACUGAAUAAACGUAGAAAACAGAUUAGUUAAAUUCAGAAGCAGAUGCUGUUAUGACAUUACGAAGCCAAACUGUGCACUGGAUAGG